Messenger RNA from Peronospora matthiolae, 660 nucleotides. NCBI's taxonomy places the organism in Eukaryota, Oomycota, Peronosporomycetes, Peronosporales, Peronosporaceae. The record is from the annotation of a GenBank genome assembly.
AUGGGAUGGUUCGUCGAAUUGGAUGACGCCAUAAGGGCGCGUCGCAUCGACGACGGGGAUAUGCAAGUUGCAUUUGCCCAGUCAAAUCUGGCAGGACGUGCCAAGACUUGGGCACUGGGGCUCAACUUGCACGACCCAUAUGCGUUUGGGUCGUUAGAAGUCUUCAAGUCGCGGCUCAGACAAACGUUUGAACCGCCUAGAGCUGAGUUCAGAGCUCGAAACGAACUCUUGAAGCUCAAGCAAGGUAAGCGUGAUGUGCACGCUUACGCGCAACAUAUACGACAUCUCACGAGUUGUAUAAGUUCCAACCCGAUUGAUGAACACACGAUGGUUUCGGUGUUCAUGCAGGGUCUUGCGGAUGGUCCCGUCAAGACUCACCUGUUCCGACUUGAACUAGAUUCACUAGAACAAGCCAUUUACAUUGCGGAACAGGAAGACUUCAGUCUGAGACAGGCUCGCGCCAGCUCGACAUCAUAUCGUCAACCGAGACAAUAUGACAGCGGAGGUCCAGAGCCGAUGGAACUCUGUUAUGUAGAGAGCGAGAAGGCUCGCUCUACGGACUACAAGAAGUUGCAGAAAUGCAACAGAUGUCAAAAGACAGGACACUACGCUUACGAGUGUAGUGCCCCCUCGUCCAGUGUCUCGCAACACUGGGCGUAG